CAGGCUGAGCAUUCAGGGAGGAGGAGGCUGAUCCUUAGCCCCCGAGUGUCGGGAACAAGCGGUGCUCUGUGCCUGGCGUGAGGCUUUGCAGUGCCAACCAAAUCACUGGAGAAGAGUAGCACAGAAUGAACAAAAACAAUUGAAUGCCACAGCCUGGAGAUAGCAGGUGCAGUGAAACCACUUCAAACUGCUCACACAAGAAGAUUUUACAAGUAAGCCUUUAAAGAAUAAUGGGGAAAAAAUAAGUAGCAUAAUUAAUAUAUCAACUGCAGUGGAAAUGUCUUAAAACAAUUAGUAUUUUAAAAAGAGAGCUCUGCUUUGUAUGUGAACUUAAAUCAACACUUGUCCUGCCUAAAAUUCUUCUGUGCUGACUGCAGGGAGGGCUUGGAUAGAAGUGUAUUUUCUAAUGUUGCAGAGCAAUGCCAUCUAGGGCAUAGAGCUUUACAGUUACCAACAGGAGUGCUAUCCAUCCUUAGUGACAGAGCUUCCUGGGCUGAAUAUUAAUAACUGGUUCAUCACCUCUGCAUUAGGCCUGUUGGGACAUGCUCAUUUUCCAUAUCUGCUUCCAGUUUUCUGAACUAUGCUCUUGUCAGUUUUUAAUGGAUAGUUUUGUCUCAACUGGAACAUAGUGAAUUUCUGUACGUACCUUAGUUCCUCCUGCAAUCCUCCUGUUAGCUUUCAUCUGUGCAGCACAGCAGGCAUUAUCAACGGCCUCUCUAAUCUUCAGCUACUCAAAGAAUCCACCCUGGCUGUGAUUAGAGCCACGAUACAUUUAGGCAGUAGAUUAAAAUACUAAACCUAACAGGCCAGAUCCCGUCAUCCUUAUUCAAAAUCUACUUAGUGUGUUACUGAGGUUCUCCUGUUGAAACCAAGCUGCCUGUAGAACACUGGUCUGCAUUAACUGAAAACAUCUCAAGAGCCUGGCCCAGCUGCAGCUCUGUCCUCGCUCCUGGCUGACACAGCUCUCUCCAGGCUGAAGGUGAGGUGCCAAAUCCAAGGUAAGAACCUGCUGGCUUUGGUGGGCGCCUGUGGCAGUAACGAACCCGGGCUCACACGUGAUACAUUUUACCCACUGUCUUGUCCUCCUCCUUCAUACCGUUUGACCUCAUCAUGCUUGGCCUUUCUAAGGAAUGGCAGCAAUAUUUAGUGGCACUUUAGACUCUGCCCCCCCCGGAGAACAGCAAGUGCUUUAACUCUCGAAUCAGUCUCAGGACAUUCUUUAAACUCCCAAGGCUGCACCAGCUUCUGGACCAGCCAGCUUCUGCCCUCUUCUGUGAGAGUUACACUUGGAGCUGGUGAUCCUCAAGUUACUGGCCUUGUGUGAGUUUGUUGUUUUUACAACCAGCUUCAAACUGAAGGCAAAAAAUACUUGACUAUAACUUGAAAACACACGGGGAGAUGCUAAUACCUUCACUAAUAAAGACAAGAGCUUUUAACAAAGCUACAAGCAUUCUUUCCCCUCCCCUUGACUAAUGGCAUUGUUGUUGCUAUCUGAGCAAAGAGGGGGCCUGGUUCUCCUCCAGGUUCAUAGUCUGGUGUGGCUGCCAAGAGGUUAGAACAGUAGUGCUUAUGGGCAUAAAAAUGCACGUACACUCCUGCAUAGUGAGGCACUGCAAGUCUGGGGAAGCAAGAGUUAGAUGUUAACAGUGUUAAUUAGUACAUUGGUAACUAAAUUUUUACAGUGUCUGCUUAAACAGUGCACUGUUUAAACACAAUGCUGAGGUGACAAAUAAUUGGUUCAUCAGAGUUCUCCCUGGUGAUCUGUUGUCCCAUAAAUUGGUAUGGUAUAUGUCACUUUUCAUUGUAACUGGAGAUUUGAAGCACAGAUUACUUUAUUUAGCAAACAGUUUUACAGCCACGCUACUAACACUGUCUUUUUAUUUCUUUGAUAGCGUAAAGAUGAAAGGAGGACUCACAAUCAUCACUUUCCUGCAAGUUAAGACAGUUGUGCAAGAAGGACUGGGAAUGCCAGCCUGUGUUUUUUGGAAGGUGAUGGGAGCAUGCUCUCAUGUGCCAGGACCCCAUCCACCACAGUGAAGGCAGGGGCUGGUUUAUUGGGUACCUGAUACUUCCAAGUGCUUUAAAACUGAUGUCCGGACUUGGAGCAACUCAAGUUGCUGUGCUUCAGUGCUGGGUCUGAGAUGGCAUCAGUGAUGCUGAAUGCAGGUGGGCUCAGGAAGCAGUUACCCAAACACAGGCCCUACCCCCAUUCUCUCCUACCCACAGAGUGUCACGUAAAAAAAGAUAUGGGUUCAGUUUUGGGAUCAGAACAUGGCUCUGAUCCUUCCCAAGUUCCUGAGGAUUACUCACAGCUAGUGUCUGGCAGUCAUUGUCUCCCUGGUCCGAGGUCUCAUCACUACUCUCAUGUUACUUUGGCUCAGGCUGUAGAGAAUGGAAUAGCUUUUGGCAGAUACAGAGCUGGAAUGAGCUCUCAUUGGCAGCUGGAGGCUUGUUCUUACGCCUCCCCUUCUUGCUCCCAGAUCUACUGAGGCUGCUGGUGAGGAGGUGGAUCAGAUGCCGUGGCCCUCACAUCUUACACAGUGCUCAGAGAGGGCAGGACGUGUAUGGUGUCUUUGCAUUACUUGGCCUGCACUCUGCAAGGGCUUUCUGAGAAACUUGGGGUUCUGGUCCACACACUCUCUGGGAGCUGAGAUGUCAAAGUGCUCACACAUCCCUGUAUGGAGACAUAUUUUAUUUAGUAAUUGCUUUCAAAAAGAUACUUGAAAAUUAAAGAAAGGGAAGGUAAAAAGUAAGCGCUGCUGAGCUGGAAAUGCAGCAUUUCCACUUAGUCAUUUCCUGGCUGUCAGGAGGACUAGGUGCUGUCAGAUCUCUCAUCAGAGCCCCACCACAGAGUACUGGUGUGAGGGAGUGUUGAAAAGCUGCUGGCCAGAUCUACUUUCAUGGGCCAAAGCUGAGGGAAAGGGAAGAGGUGGAACAAGGCAGGAUUCUGCCUCACUGUCCAUGGCAGGUCAUGCCAGAGCACAGAACAACUCAGGAUCCCAAUACCAGCCUUGCUACCAAAAACUAGUCUUGCAGAAAAACUAGUUGGUUCAGCUCUGUGGGGUUUUGUUCACUUGCUAGUUAGUGGGUUGGUUUAGUGGUUUUUUUCUUUCCAUGUGUGUAAUUAUGUCUCCUCUGCUCACUGUAUGAAAAGGUAAUUAGGAAAACUAACCUAAAUAUCUUAAUCUGUUCUGCUCCUAAGCAGUUUUUGUUGUGCCUUCUUUCAUGCAGUUUGAUUCCCAUCUCUCUCCUCCCUUGCUAUAAAACACAGCUGAGUGCAAAUCAGAACAAGAAAUGCAGCCUGACGGCCGAAGUGUAAUGUGCAUAAUACUGCCAAGGGUAAGAAUUUGAAUGUACUGAAGUAAUUGCUGUCACAUGCUAUAAGCUGAAACACACAUCAUGUUUUCAGGUGAGAAAAGAUCACUCUGAAACCACCAGAGGCUGGGGGUGGAUGCACCUCCAUGGCUGGGAGGUGGCACAGGUGUCCCUGUAGUGCAGCAGCAGUGUGUUCAGCUUGCAGGAGAGAGAGCCCCGCAACUCAUCUGUCUUUCCUCUAAAAAGGUGCUGUAGUUUCUCUUCUCACUCCCACAGAGCUCACAGCAGUGUGACAGGCAUCUAAGACAGGAGCCAGUGCAAGAGGAAAGUCUCUUGAUGUAGGAUGUAGGAAUCUUGGCUCCCAUGAGAGAAGCUAGCUGAAGGAAUUAAUAGUUGCUGCUCCUUGCUGCUGUUGCCAGUGUGACAACAGAUAAACACAUCUGUUUUCUAUCCCCUCAAUACACUCAGGAGGCUGAAGAUCCAUCCCAGUAACACUGUUCUCCUUUGUACUCAUGAUGUGAUUUUUAUAGCUAAAGUACAUACUGCCCAGGCCCAGUCCAAACCCAAUUCCAUGAGAAAGCUUCCCUCAUCUCUCCAGGGUAUAUAAUACAGCAAAGUAGCAGCUUGGGCAUAGCUAUGUGCCAGCCUUGUCCAGACUAGACAAGUGCUCUGGGGCAUCCCACCAGUGCUUAAAGCCUUCUGCCUACACGUUGGUCUCUGCCCCACACCCACAUGAUGGGAAAUACAGCCCAGCCGUUCAGGGCUUGGGAAAAACUGCUGUUCUUCAGGCUUACUGUAUGUAUAGAAAACCAUGCCAAGCCCAGCUCCAACUCGCAGCUGGAUUGAGGGGAGGGGUGUCAGUCAGGGAUAAAUGAGAAACACAAGCCAUGAAACUUGACCCCAGACUUUGGGUUCUUCAAAGGCUGUAUGUGGCAAAGGCUUUCCCAGUGAAUUUCCUCCAGUCCUUAGAGGUCAGUUCUGCUCCAGUUUGGCAGGGCUGCCUAUAUCCUAACCUGCCUCUUGUUUACUGCCUUGUUUGCUCUUGUUUUGCUCUAUGGCUGGCAGGCACCUCAGUCAACUGCUCUUCAAUGCUUUUGGGGGGCAGCAGUGGCUCCCCUCCUCUCUGUAAGGGUGGCCAAGAGCUCUGAUAGCUCUGCCAAGCCAGGCACCGCAAAGCUGGACUUCAGUACCAUCUUCUAGGCUGCCUGAAUAAAAACCAGCAGCUUCCAGAGGACUGAAAAGUCAGUCAUGAUACAGCUUGUGAUAAAUGCACUGUAAUGUCACAGUUCUGUGUGGUAUUUAUGCAGGUGGAGCAAGUUUCAGAGACCCUGGAGACAGCUUGCAGAACUCACCGCUGCUGUCACAACUGGCAAGCAGGAUUGCUUUGGCUGCCUCCAGCUCAUGCCAGGAAAGUUUCCCACCUUUGUGUCAAAAGGCAGCUAUAGGUUGCACGAAAGCUGCAGCAACAGAAGCUGCUCAGCUGCUCAAGAUUAAUGGCAACUUUUAUGGAGGCUGUGGAUUAAUAUAAGUAUCACCCUCUUGGAAAAAAGACAGCAUUCCUUCAUCCUGCUUCCUCAACCCUAGCUCCUUGGCCCAAGUCGGUGACCCGAGCCCGUGGGACGGAUCCUGGUGACGGGGAGCGGUCUGUGGGAAGGAGACCCGGCCCCCGAGCAGGAGUUCAAAGCAUACAGUGGAGUCUUCUCAGGGAAGAUGUCGUCUUUGACAAUGAAAACCUGUGGUCUGGACAAGAGAGGAAGUUUCUUUAAGCUCAUUGACACAAUUGCCUCAGAAAUCGGAGAACUGAAACAGGAGAUGGUACAGACAGAUCCCACACUGGAAGAUGAAUCUGCUGAUUUGCGAAGUCUAAUAAAGGACAUGGAUAAUGUCUCUCCUGAGAAAAAUGAUGUAAAAAGCUGUCCCCGGGACUCUGGAUAUGACAGCCUAUCCAACAAGCUGAGCAUCUUGGACAAGCUCCUCCACACUCACCCUGUGUGGCUGCAGCUGGGUCUGAAUGAUGCUGAAGCCAUGGAAAUUCUUCAGGCCCAGCCUCCUGGGAUAUUUCUGGUCAGGAAAUCUGCGAGACUGCAGAAGAAAGUCAUCUCUCUGCGUCUGCCCAGCGACUGCGGGUCCUGCCUGAGAGAGUUUGCCAUCAAAGAAAGUACAUACACAUUUUCCUUGGAGGGGUCUGGAAUAAGUUUUGCUGAUUUAUUCAGACUUAUUGCUUUCUACUGUAUUAGCAGGGAUGUCCUUCCAUUCACACUGAAGUUGCCUCAUGCAAUUGCUGCAGCAAAGACAGAAGCUGAACUUGAAGACAUUGCUCAGCUUGGACUGAACUUUUGGAGCUCCCUGGCUAACAGCAACCCCCUGGAUCCUUCACCUCCCUGUAGGCCUGUGCCUUUGGACAGUGCUCGUAAAGACUCGCGGCAGCUCUGCCUUAUAAAUGGAGUGCAUUCUAUACGAACCAGAACGCCCUCGGAGCUGGAGUGCAGCCAGACCAACGGAGCGCUGUGCUUCAUUAAUCCCCUCUUCUUAAAAGUGCACAGCCAGGAUGUCAGUGGAAGUCUGAAAAGGCAGAGCCCGAGAACUCCAGACGUGAAUGGCACGGCGAGGCCUCGCUCCCCCCCGCCCCGGCCGCCACCUCCUGCUAUUAAUAGCACCCUCAGGAGCCCGCAGCUCUCCAGGACUAUAAAGCAGGCGAGCAUGCCAGAAACAGCGAACCAUAAGAAAGAGAGAGGCUCGGAUUCGCUGCAGAGCAAGCCAGCCCCGAUUCCGCCUCCUCGGCUGAAGAAGCAGGCGGUUUGCUCCGAGGCAGAAGGGGGCCCGAAGGCGGCGGCCGCUCAGCCCGGCUCGGCGCGUGGGCCCGGAGCAGCAGCCGGGCUUCCAGGUGAGACCCCGCCCGAGCCCGCUCCGGCAGCUCCCAAAAAGACGGCGGCUCCCACCUCUGAGUCACACAUCCCGUGGAAUGGAGGCAGGCAGAGACUGAGCGACAUGAGCAUUUCCACCUCCUCGUCCGACUCGCUGGACUUCGAUCGGAGCAUGCCGCUCUUCGGCUACGAGGGGGACACCAACAGCAGCCUGGAGGAUUUCGAGGGGGAGAGUGACCAGGAGAGCAUGGCACCCCCUUUGAAGCCCAAGAAGAAAAGAAGCAGUUCCUUUGUUCUCCCCAAGAUUGUGAAAUCUCAGCUGCGGAAAGUCAGUGGAGUUUUCAGUUCCUUCAUGACCCCCGAAAAGAGGAUGAUUAAGAAAAUUGCAGAGAUGUCCCGGGACAAACGCACUUAUUUUGGAUGCUUAGUACAGGACUAUGUCAGCUUUCUCCAAGAAAACAAGGAGUGCCAUGUUUCCAGCACUGAUAUGCUGCAAACAAUUCGUCAGUUCAUGACCCAAGUCAAGAACUACCUGUCCCAAAGCUCCGAACUCGAUCCCCCAAUCGAAUCACUGAUUCCCGAGGACCAAAUAGAUGUUGUCCUGGAGAAGGCCAUGCAUAAGUGCAUUCUGAAGCCGUUGAAGGGUCACAUUGAAGCAAUGUUGAAAGAGUUUCAUACCACGGACGGUUCCUGGAAACAACUCAAGGAAAACCUGCAGCUGGUGCGGCAGAGGAACCCUCAGGAACUGGGCGUGUUUGUUCCCACCCCAGACUUCGUGGACGUUGAAAAGAUUAAAGUCAAGUUCAUGACUAUGCAGAAGAUGUAUUCCCCUGAAAAGAAAGUCAUGCUGCUGCUGAGAGUUUGCAAAUUGAUUUACACUGUUAUGGAGAAUAACUCAGGGAGGCUGUAUGGAGCUGACGACUUCUUGCCCGUGCUGACAUAUGUGCUAGCCCAGUGUGAUAUGCUGGAGCUGGACACUGAGAUCGAAUACAUGAUGGAGUUGCUGGAUCCAUCUCUGCUGCAUGGAGAAGGAGGCUAUUACUUGACCAGUGCCUAUGGAGCACUUUCACUGAUCAAGAACUUCCAGGAGGAACAAGCUGCCCAACUCCUCAGUUCAGAAGCCAGAGACACUCUGCGGCAAUGGCACAAGAGGAGGACAACUAACAGGACAGUGCCUUCAGUUGAUGAUUUCCAGAACUACCUUCGUGUUGCCUUCCAGGAAGUGACCAGUGGGUGUACGGGAAAGACCUUACUAGUAAGACCAUAUAUCACCACCGAAGAUGUGUGUCAGCUUUGUGCUGAAAAGUUUAAAGUGGACAAUCCAGAAGAAUAUAGCCUGUUUCUUUUUGUUGAUGACACCUGGCAACAACUGACAGAGGAUACCUACCCUCAGAAAAUUAAGGCGGAGUUGCACAGCCGUCCACAACCCCAGGUCUUUCACUUUGUCUACAGGCGCAUCAACAGUGACCCAUAUGGGGCCAUUUUUCAAAACAGCAAUGACUCACCUUCUUAAAACCAGCCACUCAUCAUUUGAAUUUCUGUUUCUUGGUAACUGUUACAAACAUCUUUGUCGCUGCCUUCCUUAGGAGCUAAAACGUGUCUUAAACCAUAAAGCCUAGUAAAACACAUGCUGGCAUUUCUGGCAUUGCUUAUAAAACCCAUGUUCUCAACACCAUGCACACGGCCAGUUAUGCAGAAUAUUCCACCAGCAUGUUUGAGGGAAUAGCCCAUGAGGCUACAUUUCUUGUACCACAGGCUCUUUUGCAGCAUAUGACACUGUGGCCCUUCACAGAUCUUUGCUGUAGUGUGCAAAAAUCUAUUUUCUUACACUCAUUGUUUAGCCAAAUGUCAUUUCGAUUUAAAUCUGUAUGCUAGACAAGUAUUUCAGUAAACUGGCUGGUAUGAGCUCAGUUUUGCCAGCAGGAGUUUGACAAGACUGUCCGAUGCAGGGCAUCAGUUAACUCAUAAUUACCUGGAUGAUUGCAUCCUUUUCUAAUUUUUUUGAUUACAGAAAAUCAUCAUGUUUUUAUAUAUAUAUAUAUAUUAUACAUAUAUAUAUAUCAUAGAAAUUUUAUAGCAGUUGCAGGUAAACUGUCAGGGUUGGUUUUUUAAAUAUUUUUUUAACUAUAAAGUAUUCUAUAAUUAUGCAUGUGAUUUUAACAUUUAAUAUACAAGAAUAAAUCUCUUGCUGGUUUUAGAGUAUUGCAUUAAAAGUAUAUGUGUUCUCUCUUCUUUCCCUGUUCCAGGAGAGCUCUUAUGUAACUUGUGUUAUGUGUAAGAAGAUUGUAACACCGGCACUGCCGAUUCCAGUGCCUUUACCUGAACUUGAUGUAUUGGUAUCUGUAUUAUUGUUUAUAUGCAUCGUUUUAGACAGAACUAGGGGGCUGGAAGAGAAAAUUGAAAGAAAACGUUGUAGAGGAGGGGAAGAGAAAGAAUGUAGAGAACCUAAUUUAGCAUUAAAAUCCGUUAGUCUGCUGGUUCAGGCUCCUUGCAGAAAACGGUGAAGGAGGUUGGUUGGGAACUUCAACGGAAGCAGCAGUGUAGGUCUGCAGAGGGAUGUGACAGCACCUCUCCCAGGUACUAUUUGUGUUAGCAGAGCAUUAAAUAUGUCAGCAGUGUGAAGGAGAACACUAUUUUGUACAGUUGGUUGCCAGCAUCCAAGCGUAUGUUGGCCUGGAGAACACGUGUCAGCGUUCCUGUCACCUGGAGAACACGUGUCAGCGUUCCUGUCACCUGGAGAACACGUGUCAGCGUUCCUGUCACCUGGAGAACACGUGUCAGCGUUCCUGACACUGCGUCACGCGGUGAGCGAGGCCCGAGGGUCAGUCCUGCAUGUGUAGGCAGCAGGUUGGUGUUUCGAGCACGUGUUCCUGUGGGUUUGUCCCAGACAGCCCACGUCAUGGGUGAUGCUCUGCACCCCCCUAAGUCAGUCAGGGCUGCUGUCUUAGGGGGACACGGGGUGCUCCCCAAAUCUGCUGUAGCGGUGGAACAUCAGGCAGAGACCACCCAGGUGCCACGGGCAGCACGGGUGUUGUACAUACAGAGAUCUGUAGGAUUGGUCCGUUUGCCUUGUAUCUGAGACCCCUGGCACGUGUCUGUAUUUCAUUUUGUACAUGUUGAGUGUUGCACAUAAUAAUACAUUGCAAUGCUGAACUAUAA
Molecule: messenger RNA, 9338 nt
Organism: Pseudopipra pipra
Lineage: Eukaryota; Metazoa; Chordata; Aves; Passeriformes; Pipridae
Gene: RIN2
Product: Ras and Rab interactor 2
Exons: 13
Coding region: 5026-7692 (888 amino acids)
Biological process (GO): vesicle-mediated transport; signal transduction
Cellular component (GO): cytosol; endocytic vesicle
Molecular function (GO): small GTPase binding; guanyl-nucleotide exchange factor activity
Source: RefSeq, a predicted model, not a curated record